AUGUUUAGAUCGCGUCCCAGACUGCUUUUCGCGGCCAUCAAGCCCAGACGACCGAUGUCGUAUUGGAAUGUGGGGGCCAACAUCAAGCAUUUCCGUCACGCGAUGAGAAACUCGGACUCUCCAUCGCUCGCCGUGCGUCUGCUGUAUCUGGGCGGAAUCGCAGCAGGCCUCAACCUGGCCUUUAAUUCAAUGCUCUUUGUGCUGACCAACCUGUACAUGAACGAGCUGGAAACAAUCUCAUGGGGCUUUGGUUUUAGGGCUAACAGCGAGUUCAAAAACGGCCUUGCCAACGAGAUGAUUGUUAACGAUCCGAAAAAGGCCAACCAGCACUACUCUAACGCUCUGAAGCUCAUCAGUAAGGCCAAUGGAUUAGAGGAAGACGAGCUGCUUGGAUAUCAACAGCUCGACAGGCAUUUACAACAAAAAGACAUUUCAUAUAUCUCGAGCUACAGCGAUCUUGUGCUACGCUAUGCGUUGACGCUUGGCUCCAAGAGCCGAGACCGAGCAGUGGAAUGCAUCAUGUACGCGCUCAAAUUACAGGAUAGAUAUGGAGAAAAAGCACAAACAGAAGUGGGGGCUUACUCGCUCCGAAAUUUGGGUCUUCGCUACCUUGCAGACGUCGAGAAAGAGGACAAGCGUGUGGAUACGGCAGUAAAUAUGCUCACGGAGGCCAUUCAAGUGAUGCAGAAUCAUGAAUUUUCUCAUUCGUUAGGGCCCGACGAAAUUCCACCGACAGAAACUUGCUCGUCGCAACUAGUUUCCUCAAUUGUUGAACUGUGCGUUCUGUACGCUUCGACGCGUGAGCCAACCUACGUGAACAAAUCAUUCAAGCUGCUUGUAUCGCUGCUGACAAAUCUCGAGAACGAGUCGCGUGCGCUCGCAAAGAGCUCGCAGCCAGAUGCUAAAAAUAUCAAGUCAGAUAAGAUCCCACUUGUCAAGCUGCAACUCAGUGAAAUACUAUGGUACAAAGGACAACAUGGGCCUGCACUGGAGUUUGCGAAAGAGUCAGCGUUUGAGGCAGAUUUGUUCUCCCGAGACAAUGCAAACAGCGCAAAAAUCGCCAAAGUCGGCUACCAAAAUCUUGCUACCAUGUACUCUGAGCUAGGAGACAAUGAGGCGGCCGAGCUGUGCAUGCUGAAAGCCAACCGCAUUGAGAUUCCUGUCUCUGCGUUCGCUGCACCUUCGCGAACCGUCAGAAACACUGUUUUGCGGCAUUAUCUUGGGCCCUGGAGCGUUGCAUUUUUCGCUUAA
This is a messenger RNA of Ogataea parapolymorpha DL-1, 1251 nucleotides long. RefSeq lists its product as uncharacterized. Gene Ontology annotation, molecular function: protein binding. NCBI's taxonomy places the organism in Eukaryota, Fungi, Ascomycota, Pichiomycetes, Pichiales, Pichiaceae. The record is from RefSeq and is a predicted model, not a curated record. Bases 1 to 1251 code for a protein of 416 amino acids. The transcript has a single exon.